This is a messenger RNA of Eurytemora carolleeae, 513 nucleotides long. RefSeq lists its product as uncharacterized. The coding region runs from base 1 to 513 and encodes 170 amino acids. The transcript has 6 exons. Lineage: Eukaryota; Metazoa; Arthropoda; Copepoda; Calanoida; Temoridae. The record is from RefSeq and is a predicted model, not a curated record.
AUGUCAAACAACGGAGAUUCAGACAGCCCUAGCCAGAAGGGAAAAAAAGGAGGGAGUUCUCUGCUGGGUUUAUCUGCUGGAACAAAAACCCUAUAUCGAUAUAACAGAGUCCGAAGUCCUAUCAAGGAAUACUGGAGACAAGACUGGGCCGGAGAAGACUUGAAUGAAAUUGAGUUUCUGAAAAAUACAAUUCAAUCUUUAGAACCAGCAAUCAUCACAUUGCAAACUAAUGGAAGCUUGGAGAAACUAGAAUCGUUGAUUCUCCCAGAAGGAGGAAAUUCUGAUUAUAAAAUUCAUUUCUGUCAGAGCCAAAAUCCAGGAGAGCAAGCGAACUCCGGGAUCAUUUGGAAUUCCAAGGUGUACAGGUGUAGAGUAGUUUAUGUACAGGAGCUAACUAAACUAUUUCCUCUGCUAGCUGUACAUAACUUCUGUAUGAUUCAUCUCUUCGGUCAUGAGAAUACACAGGUACUGCUCAGUGAUCUAAAUAUUUACGAAACAUUUAUUCAUCGAUAA